GUCACUCUGGCCCAUUUCAUGCUCUCACUUAAAUUCGAAAAUUUCGAUACAAAAUGCCCCAAGGCAGCCCAAGUCAUAAAUAAUGGCAAUACUGUGGACACAACUCUCUCCAAUGAGUGUCCCAAGCCACAAAUCACUGGAGGCCCUUUGCCGCAUGGCAACAAAUUCGUAGCAGAAAGCUUUCACUUCCAUUGGGGCUCGAAGAACAUUCAUGGCUCGGAGCAUAUCGUCAACAACAAACGCCAUGCCAUGGAAGCUCAUAUUGUGCAUCGUAAUGGCAAAUAUGCCACAGUGGCGGAGGCUCGAAAACAUAGCGAUGGCUUGGCGGUAUUGGGCAUCUUCUAUGAUGUGGAUAAAAACUCUAAUAAAGCCUUGCCGGGACUACAACGCAUCGUCAAAACUCUGCAAUCUGUUGAAAACUUCAACUUUACCGCUAAAUUAAGAGAUGUCAGACUCAACGAUUUAUUGGGCAAUAUUAACACUCAACAUUUUUACACCUAUCAGGGAUCACUGACCACCCCACCGUGCUCACAAGCAGUCACCUGGAUCCUAUUUCCCAAAGUGUUGCCCAUUAGCAAUGCUCAAAUGAAAACAUUUCGCCUAUUGAAAAAUGCUCAAGGUGGAGCUCUGGUAAAUAAUUAUCGCUUUCUGCAGCCAAAGGGUAAACGAGAGGUGUACUUUGGAGCAACUAAUUUGACUAUGCAAGUUAACGAUAAUGUAGGUUAAGUGAUUUUUGCAUAGCAAUACUUUUAAGAAGCAGAAAAAA
This is a messenger RNA of Stomoxys calcitrans (stable fly), 766 nucleotides long. RefSeq names its product carbonic anhydrase 2. The record is from RefSeq and is a predicted model, not a curated record. NCBI's taxonomy places the organism in Eukaryota, Metazoa, Arthropoda, Insecta, Diptera, Muscidae. Gene Ontology annotation, cellular component: cytoplasm. Gene Ontology annotation, molecular function: carbonate dehydratase activity; zinc ion binding.